UAUUGGCUGAUUCAUCAGAAUUAGAUAAACUGUUUCUAUUGAUUCUCGAUAGUGGUCAAGCGCAGUCAUGGAGAAACAUGUGCUGGAUAGAGAUGAUGCUGUUAGAGGAACCAAUGAAGAUGCUCUGACAAGCAAACACUCAGCAGUAACAGCUGGAUAUCUUCAAGAUCCAUAUAUCAAGGCAUUUCUUAAACGAGGAUCAAAAAGAGCACCCAUUAUCAACAGGGGAACAUAUGCUCGCACUGCUGGUUUAGAUAUCCUCAUCAAGCAGUUUUUAACCGCUACCAUCCCAUUGCAGGAUGCCACAGGGUCAGAAAUACCUGGAUCUGGCACUCGUCCAAUGGAUAAACAGAUCAUUUCUCUUGGUGCUGGAUCCGAUACUCGAUUUUUUAAUUUCAAGGCUGAUGGAAUCAACCCAAGACGGUAUAUUGAGAUAGACUAUCCACAGAUCACUGCAAAAAAAGCACAUGCAAUUGUCCGAGAUAAAAAUACUAGACUCGUCAUUGGAGAAGAUUCAUAUAAAGUGUUGGGUGGUGGAGUAGAGCUGGUUGCGGACUCGUACUGGCUGAUUCCUGGUGAUUUACGUGAUUUUACAUGUAUUCUACCCAAGCUCGUUUCCAUGGGACUCGAUACAACAUUACCAACAUUGAUACUGUCAGAAUGCGUGCUGAUCUACCUCGAUCCAAUCGUAUCUCACUCAAUUCUGACCACCAUGGCAUCAAGUUUUACUACGGCAGUGGUUGCUACAUAUGAACAGAUUCUUCCCAAUGAUGCUUUUGGAAUAACAAUGCUUAAUAAUCUCAAGACCCGAAAUAUCACUCUACCCGGAAUACAUGAUUGCCAGACUCUGGAGCAUCAGAUAUCUCGCUACAUUGAAUGUGGAUGGACAACCUCACGGGCAAUCAAUCUCAAUACUGUUUGGGACAAGUGUAUUUCUGACUCGGAAAAGCUUCGUGUAUCCAAAUUAGAAAUUUUUGAUGAGAUUGAGGAAUGGCAACUCCUUUCGAUGCACUACUGUAUAUCGUGGGCAGUCAAACUUGGACACGCUAAUGACGACAUGGCGCAAACAUACGUUGACAAAUUGUGGUUUAAAUAUGAACAUUAACGUUGAUGGCGACUUGCAGUUUGGUGGAAAUACAAAUAAAUGUUGGUUUCACUGGAA
Batrachochytrium dendrobatidis JAM81 is the source of this 1162-nucleotide messenger RNA. RefSeq lists its product as uncharacterized. The transcript has 6 exons. NCBI's taxonomy places the organism in Eukaryota, Fungi, Chytridiomycota, Chytridiomycetes, Rhizophydiales. Gene Ontology annotation, biological process: C-terminal protein methylation. The record is from RefSeq and is a predicted model, not a curated record. Gene Ontology annotation, molecular function: protein C-terminal leucine carboxyl O-methyltransferase activity. Bases 68 to 1105 code for a protein of 345 amino acids.